AUGUCGACAAUCGUGGCGGACCCACCCCGCCAAUCAGGGAUGGCUACACCCGGCACAGCAGUGAAGCCCCUAGCUGUACCAGCGAACGGCACCAAGGAGCCUGCGUCCGAGGCAACGCCAGAGCCUAUGGACACGACGAGGAAACUCAUGGAGAGGGCCAAGCGCCGACUGCAGAUCCAGAUGCAGUACGUGGAGAACGCGAAACGCAAGAUCCUGGAUGAGACCCAUCCGGAUAUGGCAGAGAGGUUGCAAGUGCUCGUGGAAGAGCGCGACCGGCGCCUGCGAGUGGCCAAGCAGCGGAGCGACUACUUCCAGCACGGCACGACUGUGAUCUUCGACUACGAGUGCGACGAGGCCAACUCGGAGUAUGAACUGCACUGUGAGAAGCUGCGUCAGGAUAUGCUGGACGAGAUCCACCACGAGAUGGAGAUCCUGGGCGACCAGCGCAAGGGAGGGCACAGCUUUUCUCGGACGACGACUCGGAAGACGCGCAGUACCCGCAAUAAAAACGGCUCGGACGCGAACGUUGCCCUCGACACCGCACAGAAGAUCAAGAAGCGUGCUGGCUAUGUGUUUCAGCCGCUGGAGAACAAGUUGGGUCAGUCGGAGAUCGACCACGACGUCCGCGAGCUUACAAACGUCUACGAGGCAUCGAAGAAGCGGCGCAUGGAGUUCGACACCGACGGCGAGAUCACGCCUGUGGCCAAGUACUACCGGAAUAAGUUUCUGUACCGCGACUGGAUCUUCCAGGAGGGCGACGAGGUAUACGUGCUCAACUACCCGGCGUCCAGCGAGUAUGCAGCCGUCAUCUGCGGCAUCACGCCCACGGAGCUCCUCGUCCUGUCGGAGAAGGGCAAGUACUACCGCCUGGUCAUCAUGGACAUCCGACAGGGUCGUGUCGUGCUCACCACGCUGUCAUCAGAGCAGGCCGCGUCCCGAGACGAUCUCGGUGACGCGAGUCCAUAG
This is a messenger RNA of Phytophthora sojae, 966 nucleotides long. RefSeq lists its product as hypothetical. NCBI's taxonomy places the organism in Eukaryota, Oomycota, Peronosporomycetes, Peronosporales, Peronosporaceae. The transcript has 4 exons. The record is from RefSeq and is a predicted model, not a curated record. The coding region runs from base 1 to 966 and encodes 321 amino acids.